AUGGCCGCCGAGCGAGAAGUGACCUUGGCGGGCCUUGAAGUCACGAUAGAGAAGGGAGUGAAAAUGGAGGACCUAGACCCACUCGGCAACUCUCCGUCUGAGGGUCCGAGAAGAUCCAGGAAAGCCCCUCACGUUUCCCAGGUUGGAGCCGUCGGAGAGUGUCUGAGCUGGGCGACAGCAAAGCAGUCUGAACGGGAGACAGAUGACAGGUUGUUAUCGCAGUGCUGGGAAGCCCAGUGGCAGGAAUUUCAGAGGACGGUCCAGGCUCCUUAUUCGGGAUGGGGCCCCCCGCAGCUCCCAGGGGUCACCUUCCUGGUUCCCCCGGAAACGUCCACCAUGCCAGAGGCGACAAGUGGACUUCUUCCAGACCUGAGGGAAGGAUCCCCAAAAGUUGAUGUGACUGGAGGGAAAGCAGAUCACGGGGACGUGAAGGGUGAGGCUCCGGGUGACCAGGCCCUCAGCACAGAGAUGUGGCGGCAGCGCUUCCGCUGGUUCUGCUACCAGGAGGCCUCGGGGCCUCGGGAGGUUGGCCUUCAGCUCCGCAAGCUCUGCCUGAGGUGGCUGAAGCCCGAGAUGCGCACCAAGGAGCAGAUCGUAGACCUGAUCCUCUUGGAGCAGUUCCUGGCCACUUUGCCCGAGGAGAUCCAGAGCUGGGUGAGGGAAGGCAGCCCAGAGACCUUCGCUGAAGCGGUGGCCCUGGCGGAAGACUUCCUGCUGCGGCAGCAGGAAGCUGAGCAGUGGAAGCAGGAGGUUCUGGAAGAAUUUGAGGAGGAGGCCAUGAGUUUCUCAAGGGAAGACGAGGCUCUGUCAGGCACGGUGGACGGGCAUCCCUCCCAAGAAAUCAAGCAGGAGGGCUCAGAAGGCGCCGGCUUGCUAGGUGAUGGGUGGGAGACCAAAAGACCAUCGUUUGAGGUUCCGUUGGAAAGAACUGAGCUUCAAGACAUGGCAGAGAACUUUGGGAAUCCGGAGGGACCAAGGUGGGACGAGGGGAGACAAAUCGACAAGAGAAAGAACAAGCCCAUCCUUUGCCAGAGUGGUAAUCUGGACGAAAUUGCAUUCCAGGACGGAACAUGCGGAGGAAAAAGAAGGCACAUGUGCAAUAUGUGCGGGAAAGCUUUUACCCAAAAAUCAAACUUAAAUAGGCACCAGAGAACCCACAUGGGAGAAAAGAAGUAUCAGUGUUUUAAAUGUGGGAAAAGCUUUAACUGGGAAACUAGCUUUAUCAGACACCAGAGUUUCCAUACUGGGGAAAAGCCUUAUCCAUGUACAGACUGUGGCAAGAGCUUUAGCCGGAGUGCAAACCUUAUCAUCCAUCAGAGAAUCCACACAGGGGAGAAACCGCAUUUCUGUGUAGACUGCGGGCAGAGCUUUAGUCAGAUCUCCAAUCUCGUCAGGCACCAGAGGAUCCACACAGGAGAGAAGCCAUACAAAUGCUUGGAGUGUGGGAAGAGCUUCACACAGAAAUCGAACCUUAUCAAACAUCAGAGUGUGCACUCAAGUGACAAAUUGUACAGACGGUCAGCUUGUGGGAAGAAGUUCAACCAGAAGUUGAACUGCAGUAAACUUGAGAAAAUCCACACAGGAGAAAACCCAUGUAUAUGUUUUAAGUGUGGGAAAAUCUUUUCCCGGAGAGGUAACCUUCUCCGACACCAGAGCAUCCACACAAAAGAUAAACCUCAUAAAUGCUCAGAAUGCGGCAAGAGGUUCAACCAGAGGACGAACCUUAAUGCACAUCAGAGAAUCCACACGGGAGAGAAACCUUAUAAAUGUCCAGCCUGUGGGAAAAGCUUCAGGUGGAGGGCACAUCUCAUCAUACACGAGAGAUUGCACACAGGAGAGAAGCCACAUAAAUGUGCAGAAUGUGGGCAAAACUUUAGCCAGAGAUCCAACCUUGUCAGACACUAUAGAAUCCACACGGGAGAAAAACCGUAUAUAUGCUGCGACUGUGGCAAGAGCUUUGGUCAGAAAUCCAACCUCAUUAAACACCAGAAGAUUCAUACAGAGGAGCAUAUAUAUAAUCAGAGGCCAAAUCGUAUUAGACAUGAAAGAAUACUCCCAGGAGAAAAUCCAUACAAAUGUUUCAGGUGUGAUAAAAUGUUUUCAAGAAGGGGGAACCUUCUUAGACAUCAGAGCAUCCACACUAGAGAGAAGCCACACAAAUGCUUAGACUGUGGGAAAAGGUUCAAUCAGAGAACUAACCUCAUUAGCCAUCAAAGAAUCCACACAGGGGAGAAACCUUUCAAAUGUUCCGACUGUGGGAAGAGCUUUCGUCAGAGCCCACACCUCAUUAAACAUCAGAAGUUGCAUAUAGAAGGGAAGACAUCGUGUACAAACUCAGAUUAUGGGGAAGGAAUCCAUCAGAGAUUGAUUCAUAGUAGAUGCGAGAGAAUUGGUAUAGGAGAAAACCCAUAUGAAUGUCUGAAGUGUGGGAAAAUUUUCAACUGGCAAUCAAACUUCAUCAGACAUCAGAAAAUCCACGCUGGUGAGGAGCCUCAUAAAUGUACCAUUUGUGGGAAGAAGUUUAAUCGGAGGAAAAACCUCAUUGCUCACCAGAAAGUCCAUAUGAGAGAGAAGCCAUUUAAAUGUUCAGACUGUGGGCAGAGCUUCGCAUGGGAAGCACACCUGGUCAUUCAUCAAAGAAUCCACACGGGAGAGAAGCCCCAUAAAUGCAUCCACUGUGGGCAGAGCUUCAGUCAGAGAUCCAACCUCAUCCGACACCAGCGAAUCCACACAGGCGAGAAGCCCUAUACAUGCUCGGACUGUGGCCAGAGUUUCAGUCAGAGAACACACCUUGUGGUACACCAGAGAAUCCACACAGGGGAGAAGCCGCAUAAAUGUUCCGAGUGCGGCCAGGGUUUCAGUCAGAGGGCACAUCUGAUCGUUCACCAGAGAAUCCACACAGGGGAGAAGCCACAUAGAUGCACAGACUGUGGGCAGGGUUUCUGCCAGAGAUCAAACCUUAUCAGACAUCAGAGGACCCAUUCCUGUGAGAAGAAAACAGAGACGCUGACACUAGUGGAGAACUUCCUUUCGUGACUUGCAGUGUCUCAGUAGGCCAAAGAUACAAGGUGGGAAGAGAAACGAAUGUCUGUAUUAUGGGGAAAAAUUAAGUGCAUAUCUUCGUUCUUCUCCAUUAAUGAACCCACUGAGGAGAGCAGUGAAAACAUUUGAAUCUGUGGACCAAGUGAGACAUUUCAGUUAAAACGCAGGUUGUGUUAGAUGUUGUGCCACCCAGUGAGUGCCAGGGUGGGGGGUGAAUCAUUUCCAAUGUGACACCUUUGAUCCAGAUGUUCUCCUCCUCCCAGCUCUUGCGAACUACCAGCAAAGGCGUCCGAGGGGGCCAGCUUUGCCUCUG
Molecule: messenger RNA, 3355 nt
Organism: Gekko japonicus
Lineage: Eukaryota; Metazoa; Chordata; Lepidosauria; Squamata; Gekkonidae
Product: zinc finger protein 585A-like
Exons: 3
Coding region: 1-3036 (1011 amino acids)
Biological process (GO): regulation of transcription by RNA polymerase II
Molecular function (GO): RNA polymerase II cis-regulatory region sequence-specific DNA binding; DNA-binding transcription factor activity, RNA polymerase II-specific
Source: RefSeq, a predicted model, not a curated record